Messenger RNA from Ceratotherium simum simum (southern white rhinoceros), 1952 nucleotides. RefSeq names its product bystin like (gene BYSL). The record is from RefSeq and is a predicted model, not a curated record. Gene Ontology annotation, cellular component: nucleolus; cytoplasm; preribosome, small subunit precursor. Gene Ontology annotation, molecular function: snoRNA binding. Lineage: Eukaryota; Metazoa; Chordata; Mammalia; Perissodactyla; Rhinocerotidae. Gene Ontology annotation, biological process: rRNA processing.
AGAAAUUCUCAUGUGGCCGGGCCUAGAUCCAUGAAGCUAGGAAAGCGUGGCUCGGCCUGCCACCACUUAGAGAAGCCAACGUUAAAGGCAAUGAGUUUAUUCAGGAGUCCUGCUCCAGGACCAGUGAGCUCUUUUAGGGGGUGGGGCGGCGCUGAUGGCACUCCCGGCCUCCGAACGCUAGGGAACGCUGUGAUCGCCGUCUCGCCUGUUGGGCGCGGGGUUCACUGCGCAAGCGCAAUCAGGGCUUUUUCCCCCGUCCCCACGUGUGAACCUUCCCGGCAAGGUUUUCGAGAAAAAUGCCCAAAUUCAAGGCGGCCCGCGGGGCCGGGGUUCAGGAAAAACAUGCGCCCCUGGCCGAGCAGAUCCUGGCUGGGGACGCGGUGCGGGCAGGGGCCCGGGAAAAGCGGCGGGGCCGUGGAACCGGAGAAGAGGAGGAAGAGUAUGUGGGGCCCCGGCUGACCCGACGGAUUUUGGAGCAAGCGCGGCAGCAGCAGGAGGAGCUGGAGGCCGAGCAUGGGACCGGGAACCGGCCCUCGGUGCCGCGGGAGCGCACCACGCGGCUGGGUCCGGGAAUGCCACAGGAUGGGUCAGAUGAUGAGGACGAGGAGUGGCCCACCCUGGAGAAGGCUGCUACGAUGACAGGGGCAGGCCACCAUGCAGAGGUGGUCGUGGACCCUCAGGACGAGCGUGCCAUGGAGAUGUUCAUGAACAAGAACCCUCCUGCCAGGCGCACCCUGGCUGACAUCAUCAUGGAGAAGCUGACGGAGAAGCAGACGGAAGUCGAGACGGUCAUGUCAGAGGUGUCAGGCUUCCCGAUGCCCCAGCUGGACCCCCGGGUCCUGGAAGUCUACAGGGGGGUCCGGGAGGUGUUAUCUAAGUACCGCAGUGGGAAACUGCCUAAGGCAUUUAAGAUCAUCCCCGCGCUCUCCAACUGGGAGCAAAUCCUCUACGUCACAGAGCCGGAGGCCUGGACUGCAGCUGCCAUGUACCAAGCCACGAGGAUUUUUGCCUCUAACCUGAAGGAACGGAUGGCCCAGCGCUUCUACAACCUUGUCCUCCUCCCCCGGGUACGAGAUGACAUCGCUGAGUACAAACGACUCAACUUCCACCUCUACAUGGCACUCAAGAAGGCCCUGUUCAAGCCUGGAGCCUGGUUUAAAGGGAUCCUGAUCCCACUGUGCGAGUCAGGCACCUGUACCCUCCGGGAAGCCAUCAUCGUGGGUAGCAUCAUCACCAAAUGCUCCAUCCCUGUGCUGCACUCCAGCGCGGCCAUGCUGAAAAUCGCCGAGAUGGAAUACAGCGGUGCCAACAGUAUCUUCCUGCGACUGCUGCUGGAUAAGAAGUAUGCGCUGCCCUACCGGGUGCUGGACGCCCUGGUCUUCCACUUCCUGGGGUUCCGGACUGAGAAUCGCGAGCUGCCUGUGCUCUGGCAUCAGUGCCUUCUGACUCUGGUCCAGCGCUACAAGGCAGACCUGGCCACAGAUCAGAAGGAGGCCCUCCUGGAACUGCUCCGGCUGCAGCCCCAUCCACAGCUGUCCCCCGAGAUCAGGCGUGAGCUUCAGAGUGCAGUCCCCCGAGAUGUGGAAGAUGUUCCCGUCACCAUGGAGUGAGGAAACAGUCACUCGUCCUGGUCCAAGGGGCGUUGGGAGGACACUAGGAUCCUUGUUGGUGACUAAAGGUGACACUGAGCCUUUACAGCUGAAGACCCAAAUCAGGGCAGCAAGAGGUCACGGGCAUCUGACUCCCCGGUACUUGACAAGGAGGACUGAAGGUCUGGCUGGCUCCCUCUUCGAUUCUAGGCCUUCAUUCCUGCUCAGUUCUGGGACCUGACUUAAGAUUCCACACCCCAGCAUUCCUACUCCCCGGCUGAGGCUUGGAAUAAGUACUUUCUCUCAGGCUGUUGUGUCCAGUCACUGGGAUGUGGAUAAAAACAAAGGCAGGUAUUUAUUGAA